Messenger RNA from Penicillium macrosclerotiorum, 219 nucleotides. RefSeq lists its product as uncharacterized. The coding region runs from base 1 to 219 and encodes 72 amino acids. The transcript has 2 exons. NCBI's taxonomy places the organism in Eukaryota, Fungi, Ascomycota, Eurotiomycetes, Eurotiales, Aspergillaceae. The record is from RefSeq and is a predicted model, not a curated record.
AUGUCUUUGUGGAGCUCCUACCGGUCCCUCACCCCCAAAACCCGGGCCUUGUUCGGUAUCGGCGCCAUGGCCUGGGCAAGCAUCGGUCUCUGGACUUCACCCCAGGUCGAGAGCGCGCUAGGGAUGCAGGCUACCCAGGCCGAACAGGAUACGCUGGACCGCCAGCUUGCGGUGCGGGUUUCGCGGGUUGGAGAGGACGAGCAGCACCGGGCCAAUUGA